Messenger RNA from Lolium rigidum, 1425 nucleotides. Its product is annotated as probable E3 ubiquitin ligase SUD1. The record is from RefSeq and is a predicted model, not a curated record. NCBI's taxonomy places the organism in Eukaryota, Viridiplantae, Streptophyta, Magnoliopsida, Poales, Poaceae. The coding region runs from base 1 to 1425 and encodes 474 amino acids. The transcript has 7 exons. Gene Ontology annotation, cellular component: endoplasmic reticulum membrane.
AUGCAUACUUUUCAUCAGUACUUGAGAGGCGAGCGCCUUGUGAUUGCAAAUUUCUUCAUCCUUGUGAUUGCAAAUUUCUUCAGAAGUCUACGUGAUACAUUCUUCAGAGGGUUCAUGAAGUUAAUAACUGUUGCCAAUAUUUUGUGGCCAGAAGUUGGCUCCCAUUUUGCCCACCAGAACAUAAACAUUCGUGAACCAUUCUAUGAAUUUUAUAUGAAGAAACUUACUGGUCUUUUUCUUGGCAUCACCCUAAUUGCUGUGGUCAUACUUGUUCCUACUCAAAUCGCUGGUCGAUUGGCACCUGGGUUGUUCCCAGUAGAUAUCACCUACUUCGGUUACCCUACAACGGACACAUCGAUUUGGCCAGCACUUCAAAACUGUGCAGAUCCACUUUGUGGUGUUCUUCUACUGAGAUUUCUCAUCAGCCAUACUCAUACACUCAUAUACCUUCAAUGGUCAGUGAAGAAGGUUGUGCAGUAUACAGUUCACACUAGACAUGCACUUGGCCUGUCAGCUUUGGUGACUGUCUCGUCCAAUGGAGCUUCUGGACAUUAUGCUGGAAGCAGUGUCACACCAAAAGACAAGCAUAGUAGCACAAAUGAUGCUAAGGAUAAAAGGAAAUCAGUUUCUGUUCAUACAAUCCUAAAUGUGGGGCUUGCAUGGUUGACUGUUGUAAUAUUCAGUUCAGCUGUGCUCAUUUUUCCAAUCUCAGUUGAGCGCGCCUCUUUGUUCGCCAUAAGUCGGCUGCCACUAGCAGGUGGAUUGAAAUCUAAUGAUCUGCUUGCUUUGGUUGUUGGAUUUGGCAUCAUAUCAACUGUUAUUGCCGCCUCUAGUGGUUCAUUUGCGUACUUGACUUCUGGGAGAACACGCCCUCUAGCUUUGAGUCACUCUGUUAUUGUGUUUCUAUGGUUUGUCAUUGUUCCCAUCCUGAUCGGGUUGCUGGUUGAUUUAUCACUAAUAUCACCAUUCAUUGGCAUCCAAGUUCAUUGGCCCCUAACCCCAUUCCUGGCUUAUCUAACCAUCGAAUCACGGGGCUCGAGCCUUACUAAGGCGAAGGUGGGCUGGCCUCCUGGUGUGGUACCUUUGACAUGGUUCCUCCGAGAUAUAUUUGUGCCCGUUGCCACUAGACUGCUUGCUGCUUUGGGUGUCCCCUAUGUGCUCUCCAAGGGUGUUUUCCCGAGAUUUGGUUACUCUACCGCCGCAAACUCAGCGGCGUACCGCCUUGCAUGGCUGGGUGAUGUUAGCUUCUGCACACUCUGCCGUCUCGCCAAGGUGUUCUGCGUUGGACUCUGCCAUCACACCAAGGUGUUCUAUGUGGGACUUUGCCAUCUCACCAAUGUGUUCUAUGUUGGACUCUACAAUUCUAUCAGGGGUGACCCCAUUGUCAUUGGGCAGAGGCUGGAAGACGUCGCCGACGAUCUCUGA